Molecule: messenger RNA, 3156 nt
Organism: Aspergillus saccharolyticus JOP 1030-1
Lineage: Eukaryota; Fungi; Ascomycota; Eurotiomycetes; Eurotiales; Aspergillaceae
Exons: 6
Coding region: 383-3028 (881 amino acids)
Molecular function (GO): protein binding
Source: RefSeq, a predicted model, not a curated record
CACUUCCGGUCGAAUGAUGCAUGUACCUAUCUUCUUAACUUAGGUAGUAUCUUUCAGAGAGAAGCUUCAUUCUUGUUUCUCUGUGCGUUCCGCAGCAUUUUCGAGUAUGCUCAAGCCUCAUGACACGGAGUCGCAAGAGCCUGAAGCAUUUCUCCUCCGUGUGAUGUCACCGGGGACUCAAUCCAAUUCCUUCUCGGCUUCUUUUGCUACGAUUGACAGUUUCUGUCCGCACUUAUUAUUGUCGUCUCACUCCGAUCCACUCGACCACUCUCUACUUUUCACGCGGAUGGUGGCACGCCCCAGAGACUCGCUUUGACGCUUAUUUAGUGUCUGCUCUCAGCGGUCUCGAGUGUCACCACAAUCUGUGUGUUGCGUCACCAGAAUGGCGUUCAGUAGCGAUCCCGGCAACAAAUCACCCAAGGCCCGUUCACGAGAGGGUUUGCAACUUAGACCCCUGAAUGUGGAGAAAGGGGCAGAUAGAUAUUCUACUGCAACUGAUACUUUCCCUCCUCAAACCGCGACAUGGAGAAACAACCUGAUUGCGCUGUCGCAGCGUCGCAACUUGUUAUUUGUCGCCUACAACCAUCAAAUUUAUGUCUGGCAGCCGGUGGGGUUUUAUCAGACCCUAGGCAACCGGCCUGAGAUGAUUAUCACUCCGGUCAUGCGGGAGCCCUAUGCUGAAGGCUAUAUCCUACCGUCGUCCCCUCACGCAAUCAACAACAUCCUCGUUGAGGAUCUGGGUCGAGAAGAGGUCUUGCUGCUUGUAACCGACUCUGGAAAUGUCUGCGGCUACCGGGUGGAGGCCGUUUAUUCGGCCUUGAAGCGAGCCAUGAAGACUAAUGAAAGUCGACCCAUUGAUGGUUCCCAGGUGGACCCGUUCUUCGCUGAAUACGUCGAAGCUAGCGCCUGGGGCUUGGCUAUCCAUAAGUUCGCCCGUCUCAUUGCUGUGACUGCAAAUACAGGCCUUGUCACUAUUUUCGCAUUCGCUCUGGUUGAUUCUUCUUCGGACAAGAGUAGCGAGUCUGAUUGCGGCCCCGAGGAAGCAGAUGAUCUUGCCGACUACGGUCAGACCUGGUUGCACAUCAAAAGCGGGGAGCAAUUGGCCCAGCUACGGCAGCUGAUGCCGCACAAGCAUCGAACUCGGAAUAUCAGAUUGACAUACACGGGUCAUUUUGCCAAUAUUCCCUCGGUUGCCUUUCUAAAUUGUGACCUGGACCCGAAUGGAAUGUGGAUGGUCAGUACGGACAUUGACAACAAGCUUCUCGUGUGGAAAACCUGGGAAAGCCUCGGCCCGUUCAAUGUCUACCAUUUCAACGAUGUGUCGUUCAGGUCAUUCCCAGAGUCUAUGCACCUAGAAGAUCGUGGUUGGGCGGUACUCGCUCUAGAUCCUCGGAGCUUUCAUCUGCUCAAGUCUCCGGAAGAAGCGUGUGGCGGGUCCCUCCAACGCCGCCUGAAAAAUGGACAAAUGGUAUACGACUUGACUAGAGUCAAUAGUAAGAUCUCGAAGGCUUCUCAAAUAUACAACUAUUUCCCGCCUGCGCCUAGGAUUGAGCCGGAGCAAACGCUUCUUCCUGAUAUUUUGGGACCAGAAUGUCGCAUCAACAAACCAAACGAUGCUACGCGAAACGUUAUCUUUGAUGGCUCGCGAUGGAGACUACGAGAAAUGCAGAGUGACGACCUGACAGCAGAGCUUCGGCGGCCUGAUAACCCGUCCGCGGUCGUUCGAGCCGUGGACCCGGCUGGUACGUCCAGCUACCGGGCCGUGAAUAGCUCUAUAUUUGAGGACAACACGAGCCUGGAUAGCAUGUCUGACACCGAAAUGAGUACUGGGCUUCCUGAUAAUCAGGGGCAGCAGAUUGAUGGCACGCCUCUUCCUCCCGGUCAAGCCCCGUUGACAACGCCGGAAUUCCUCCAGUUCGCGCUACUCGAAGCACUCGGCGGCGAUGCUCCUGGAGCCGAAUACAGUGAUGAUGAUAUGGAAGACUACUCGGAUUCCGAAGAAGACUGGCACACUGAGCGGUAUUAUGCUAGAUUGGACGAGUCCGAGGCAGACGAAGCGUCCGCCAUGGCAGCUAGAUUUCAAAUCCUUGACCCCCCCAUGAACUCCAAUUUUCCUAUCCUUCAUUUCUCUCAAACCGACAUUCGGCUUAUUCCUCACCCUUUUGCAACCCAUGCCAAGGUCGUCUGCGGGGAACCUCUCCGGCAGCCCUUCACACACCCCAUCGUCUCUAUUCGCUCCUGUGACCGCUUCAACAUGGUAAAAUAUGUACCCGAGCAUGGGAUUGUCGUUGCAGCAUCGCAAAAGGGUCGUGCGGCCAUAAUUGCUCUCACUGAGUCCGAGGUAAUCGGACAUUCUUUCCGUGUAGACUGGAUUGUCCCUUUCGAGCAUCAGGAAAAGUAUGGCGAUCGUCCUUUGAUUCCCCUGUUGGGUAUGACCGUCGGUCCGGUGCAGGGGUUUGAGGUACCUCCUGACGUGCCUUAUAUUCCACGGGACGUGAGGAAUGAUGACUUCACGUUUCGGUAUAAGUAUACUGGUCCCGGCAUGAGUGAAGAGCCGCUAGAUGCUACUCCAGUCAUCGACACACGAGAGAGCCAAGCGCAGUCGUCUAGAAGAAACCCAGCAUUCCCUGCACGACCUUCUUACCAUGCCCACACGGCUAGGAAAUGGUCCGGUGUUAAAGGACACGAACCACGUCCGUCUAUCUCGCUCGUCCACGAUGCCUUCAUCCCGCCCUCAGACUUCCAAAAACCCUCAGCUUCCGUUCAUUCAAGCUCGUCUUCCACCCAACGACCAUCCAAGUCCUCGUCCACCACACCCUUUACUCUUCCAGAGUGCCACGCUCUUGCCACCCGGGCCUAUCAUCCCGAAGAAAGCUGGCGAGGGUGGAAUCCUUCCCGACGAUAUCGAUUGAUACUGAUGUACGCUGAUCAUACGGUGAUGAGCUACGAGUUCUGGUACACCUGGAACACCGCGGGAGAGAAUGGUGGUCCGGGGGAAGAGGAUGAAGAGGCGAUUUUGAUUGUGUAGCCUAGUUCUCUGCAGUGUAUUCUGGCAGCCUGUCUUGUCUAUAUACCCACAAAGAGAGACCAAUGGAAUGGUUUGUGCCUGAAUCUCGUGUCAGGGAUGCGUCUCAACGUCAGUUGGCUAGAUUCCUG